This is a messenger RNA of Bombyx mandarina (wild silkworm), 624 nucleotides long. RefSeq lists its product as uncharacterized. NCBI's taxonomy places the organism in Eukaryota, Metazoa, Arthropoda, Insecta, Lepidoptera, Bombycidae. The record is from RefSeq and is a predicted model, not a curated record.
AUGCUCCUAAUAAAAAAUUUAAGAGAUACAUUCGGCAAAGACUUGACGGAGAUAAAAGAGCAGGUCCAACAGCCCGAGGACCGUAUUUCACAGCACGAGAGCCUGAAUGCCAAAACUGAGGUUCAAGUAGUGGCUGUGAAGAAGAUCCUGGAAGACAUGAAAACAGGAACAGUAAUUUCAGCCUCAGUUACUGCUGCUCCUUUCUUGCGGGGUUUCAAAGUUAUGCCACUCGAUGGAACAACCUCGUGGCCAGCCUACAGGAUCCAGUUUGAGGCGGUUAUGAAAGCAAACGGCUGGAGCAAGUCACAAGCCAUGACGGCGCUUACUCUGGAACUCCGCGAACAAGCUUUGACCACCCUGGAAGCCUUAGACAAGAAUGUAACAUAUGAGCAACUUGUGGAGGCGUUGGAAUCCAGAUAUGGAGACGCGCACCCGGAACACGUGUUUCGUGCCCAGUUGAAGGAACGAGUGCAGCGUAGCAACGAAAGUCUUCAACAGUGGGCGCUCGAGAUUGAAAAGCUAGUCCGCAAGGCGUACCGCUCUUUACCUGCCCUUAUUGACGGUAGCCUGGUACAAGAAUUUGUCGACGGUAUCCGAGACUUGGAGGUCAGAGCUGCAGUGUGA